Phyllopteryx taeniolatus (common seadragon) is the source of this 3949-nucleotide messenger RNA. RefSeq names its product choline transporter-like protein 2. Gene Ontology annotation, cellular component: membrane. Lineage: Eukaryota; Metazoa; Chordata; Actinopteri; Syngnathiformes; Syngnathidae. The record is from RefSeq and is a predicted model, not a curated record. Gene Ontology annotation, molecular function: choline transmembrane transporter activity. Gene Ontology annotation, biological process: transmembrane transport; choline transport. Bases 324 to 2543 code for a protein of 739 amino acids. The transcript is spliced from 22 exons.
UACAACAAGAAGAAGCCAGAAAGAGAGAGGCUUCAUUUAGAGGUGGGAGGAGAUACACAGGUGGAACACACAUUGGGACGAGCAACUUGUUUCAGGAUAGAGAAGGUGGGGGCAGGGAAGGGGGCAAUAGUAAGGCGGAGCAUUGUUGACUGGCCAGGCGCACAAGGACAGGUUAGACUGGUUUCUCCCCACGUGAUCCUUACUUCUCCUUGCCUUUUGAAAAACUAUACAAGUGGAAAGAAAGCCCCAGCAGUGUUCUUUGAAGGAAAGUAACUUAGGUUCUCUGCACAUUUGAAAAUUAGCCACAGAAAAGGAAUUUCAAGAUGGCAGAGGAAGGCGAAUAUUAUGGAAAGCAUGGUGAGCCUAGGAAAUAUGAUCCUACAUUCAAGGGCCCACUCCAGAACAGGGGCUGCACAGACAUUGUGUGCUGCAUCCUCUUCAUUCUUGCCAUAUUAUGUUAUAUUGGAGUGGGAAUACUUGCUUGGUCACAGGGUGACCCCAGGAAGGUGAUCUAUCCCACGGACAGCCGAGGCCAGUUCUGCGGGCAGGCUGGCACCCCGCUUGAAAACAAGCCGCUGUUAUUCUACUUCAACAUCAUGAAGUGUGCCUCCCCCAUGGUGCUGCUGGAGUUCCAGUGUCCAACCACACAGAUAUGUGUGGAGAAGUGCCCUGAGAAGUUCAUGACAUUGAUCAAAGCUAGUAGCAACAGAAAAGACUUUGACUACUACAAGUCCUUCUGCAGGGAAGGGGUGACAAACUCGAUGAGUACACCCGAAAUCCUCAAGUUAGGUCUGUGUCCUGCCAUGCUGACCCCCAGCAAGCCUUUCACCCGUAGGUGCUUCCCAGCUUUGGGCCAAAAAGGAGGAGUGAUAACUGUGGGGAACAAUUCCCACUUUGAUGAUGGAACUGGAAAUAUGAGAGAUGCCAAGGAUCUUUUAGAUGGAGUGAAGAAUGCAACUGUGGUUAUUGAAGCUCGCCAGGUGGUCAUGAAAAUCUUUGAGGAUUACACGCAAUCUUGGUACUGGAUUCUGAUAGGUUUAGUUAUUGCAACGGUCCUCAGCCUGAUCUUCAUCGUCCUCCUGCGCUUCCUGGCAGGGAUCAUGGUCUGGGUGAUGGUCGCCUUGGUGAUAAUAGUGAUAGGAUACGGUAUCUUCCACUGCUACAUGGAGUACGCUGCCCUGAAGGGAACGCCUGGUGCUGAUGUGACCCUGCAGGAUUUAGGCUUUCAGACAGACUUUGCAGUCUACCUUCAGAUCAGACAGACCUGGCUGGCCUUCAUGAUCAUUCUCGCCAUAGUAGAGGUUAUCAUCAUCCUGUUACUCAUCUUCCUCAGAAAAAGGAUUCUAAUUGCCAUUGCACUCAUCAAAGAAGCCAGCAAGGCAAUUGGAUAUGUGAUGUGUUCCCUUCUCUACCCACUGUUCACUUUUCUCCUCCUGGCUAUAGUCAUCGCCUACUGGGCCACCACUGCUGUUUUCCUGUCUACUUCAAAUGAACCUAUCUACAAAGUAUUCAACGAGACAGCAUGCGAGCACUCAAGGAAAACAUGCGAUCCAGCUAACUAUACAACCACAACCAUGAAAGCGGAUUGCCCUGACUCGGAGUGCCUUUUUGCCUUCUACGGGGGAGAGACUGUUUACCACAAAUACCUGAUUGGCUUGCAGUUCUACAACGUCUUUCUUUUCUUUUGGUGUGCCAACUUUGUCACAGCGCUGGGGCAGAUGACAUUGGCUGGGGCCUUUGCCUCCUACUACUGGGCUUUUGUCAAGCCAGACGACAUGCCUUCAUUUCCUUUGUUUUCUUCACUCGGGAGAUCUCUCAGGUAUCACACAGGAACUCUGGCAUUUGGCUCCCUGAUCCUUUCAAUCAUCCAGAUCAUAAGAGUUCUCCUGGAGUAUCUGGACCAUAAACUUAAAGGAGCCCAUAAUAAGUGUACCAGGUUCCUCAUGUGCUGUCUCAAGUGCUGCUUUUGGUGCCUGGAGAAAUGCAUCAAGUUCAUAAACAGAAACGCCUACAUUAUGGUGGCGAUAUAUGGCAAAAACUUCUGCACUUCUGCCCGAGAUGCCUUCUUCCUGCUCAUGAGGAAUAUGAUCAGGGUGGCUGUGUUGGACAAAGUGACAGAUUUCCUCUUGUUUUUGGGAAAACUGCUCAUUGUUGGACUUGUGGGGGUCUUUGCUUUUUUCUUCUUCUCUGGGAGAGUGAAGGCUUUUGAAGACACCGCCCCUCAUCUCCACUACUACUGGGUACCCAUCCUGACUGUGGUGGUUGGCUCCUAUCUCAUCGCCCAUGGAUUCUUCAGUGUGUACGCUAUGUGUGUAGACACACUUUUCCUCUGCUUCUGUGAAGACCUGGAGCGUAAUGAUGGUUCAGCUGCAAGGCCUUAUUACAUGUCCACUACUCUCCGUGAGAUUCUCUGGGAGAACAAGGCGGAGGGUCCACCAUCUUCUGCUCAGCUACAGGAUGAAGAAAUCAGUGGGCAGCAACAGCAGACUAAGGAGGAGGACACAUCUUUAGUAGUCAGGAGUUCUGUUGUUAAAGAUGCAUAGAUUUUUCUUUGAAACUAAGAAGAUGGAUCUCUUUUUGAGCCUCAUGUCCCACAAGCAUGCUCACAGGUGGCAAGUAUCCAAAACGGGGAAGUUUAUUGAAAAUCAAGCUCAUCUUAAGAGGGCUGAAUACUGGUACUCAAGACACAUCUCCAAAUUACGUGUGUGGAAUGUCUCCAUUUUCCUGGAGUGUUCAGUGUUUGAAAAGCUUUUGGAAAUGUGAUUGGUUGUAAUGUAUUCAUGCUGCUGGCCAGUAGCCAUUUGAAACCACUUAUGUGCCUAAUUUACUCAUAGAAUCUUUGAAUCUGAAGGUUUAGAAUGGACAAUUAUAAGCUCUAAAAUAUUUGAUCUGUACUAAGAAACGAUGACCUUCUAGAAGCUUGUCUUGUACUGUCGGCAUUUCAGUUUUUACUGUGAAUCUAAAAAGUUGGAUGACAACACCUUAUAACUUUUAACAUGUUUGCCAAUGUACUUGAUAUAAUAAAGCAGAAAUAAUAGCAACAAGAUUCUAAAAUCAAACGUAUUUUGAAGUAGACUGAGACUCUGUGUCCCAUUUGAUUUGCUCAAAUAAAGCGAUGGUUCUAAUAAUAUCAGUGAACAUCAGUUUUUGUCUGUCUUCAGUGGAGGAUCUUGAGAGGAAUGAUGGCAGUCCAGAGAGGCCAUACUUCAUGCCUGAGAGCCUCCGCAAAGUCCUGAACAAGAAGAACAAGAAUGCACCAGCUCAGUAGAGCGUGUCCUCCAGCAGCAAUUGGUAACUAAAAUCGAUCAAAGAGCACAAGAAAGAUCCUGAUGCUUUUCAGAACCCUCAGGUGAUAACCACAGUGUAUUUUGUUUUUGUGAUUACUCUGAAAGAGGGUUUACAUUAAAGAAAUUCAGAGACUUACCAUAUAUAACUCAAAUAUUUAUUUAUAUAAUAGAGCUUUUUGGAUUUAAAAAUGCCUAAACUUAAUGUAUAUUUGCAGUGCGGUAAACAUCCAUAUUAUGAGCUGUUUUCUUUUUAUUUUUUUUUUUUUUUUUUUUAUCCCCCACCCCCUCUUAACCAGCACAUGUAUAUUUUUCCAUACUUGAUAAGUACAUGAAGUUGCGCUUCAAAGCAAGCUGUAUUAGUUUGGUCUUUAGUUUUUUCCUUUAUUUUUUUCCUUUAUUUUUUUUCUUCGAAAAUGUAUAAUCUUGCAUGACUUUUUUUUUUUUUUUUGUUACACCAAAGCCAUUGUACGGCCAAUGUGAGGCUGUAUAUGCACUGCAUGUCAUAUCUAAUGCUGAAAGUUAUUUUGUACUGCUUUUAGUGAUUUUUUUUUUAUUAUUAUUUUUUUUUAUUAUGACUGCUUUUAAGGUCAUUUUUUUGACAUUGUGUAUGGAGUGAACUGUAAAUGUUUUUGAAAUAAAAGUAAAAUAGUUUUGUACAUUCA